AUGGGGGUCGAACAUUGGGCACGGUCACAUUUUUCAGGACGUCGAUACAACAUGAUGACGUCGAAUGAUGCGGAGUCGCUCAAUGCAUUAUUCAAGAAGGAUCGAGAGUUACCAAUUAUCAAUUGCACGAGUGUGCUAGCUCCGGCGCAGGAAAAUCGACUAUUCAAAACUCUGGAAGUGACAAAAGCUCUAUUUGUGGAACCACUAGAUCAAUUUCGCUUCUCCGUGAGAUGCGCGCGUAAUGUUGGAUACAUUGUGGACUUGAAUGACAAUACUUGCACGUGUAGACAAUUUCAGUUUGAGAGUUUUCCAUGUGCGUAUGCUGUCGCAGUGGCUAUGUAUAGAGGAUUUCCACCAUACAACUUAUACAGUCAUUAUUACAUGGCUGAUUUUUGGAGAGCAGCGUAUGCCGAAACUAUAUUUCCUCUACCAAAUGAAGUCAAGUGGGAAGUUCCUGAUUAUAUUGUAGCACUUAAUAAUUUGUUGCCACCUGAAGUUCCACCGCGUACCCUGGUUGUAGACGAACGUCUAGAAUACCAUUUACAGGAGAGUUUCCACAAUCGCGUAAGUGCGGGAGGUGUGGCGCUAUAG
Molecule: messenger RNA, 591 nt
Organism: Olea europaea var. sylvestris
Lineage: Eukaryota; Viridiplantae; Streptophyta; Magnoliopsida; Lamiales; Oleaceae
Exons: 2
Coding region: 1-591 (196 amino acids)
Molecular function (GO): zinc ion binding
Source: RefSeq, a predicted model, not a curated record